Harpia harpyja (harpy eagle) is the source of this 4247-nucleotide messenger RNA. RefSeq names its product DEAD-box helicase 6 (gene DDX6). The transcript is spliced from 14 exons. The record is from RefSeq and is a predicted model, not a curated record. Gene Ontology annotation, molecular function: mRNA binding; ATP binding; RNA helicase activity. Lineage: Eukaryota; Metazoa; Chordata; Aves; Accipitriformes; Accipitridae. Gene Ontology annotation, biological process: cytoplasmic stress granule assembly; P-body assembly. Bases 404 to 1855 code for a protein of 483 amino acids. Gene Ontology annotation, cellular component: P-body; cytoplasmic stress granule.
UGCCCUGCCGGGAGGGGGAGGGCGCACGGGAGGAAGGAGGAAGCCGCCAUCUUGGAGCGUCGAGUCGCCAUAACAAGGCACCAAGGGGGAGCGAGAGGAUUUUAUACCUGGGCGAGGGGGGGGAGCGCGGCUGGUGGCGAUUGAAGCAAGUGAAUUCUGAUAUAACUCAACUUUGUUAGAGGGCUUUUUUUAAAAAAAAGUUGAUCCACAGUGCAUCAGAGCAAGUUACUACUUUACUUUUGAGUGACUUACAGGUGCUUGCCUGCAUUGCAAUAAAGGACUCAUAUAUUGAGCAAGACUUAUUUAUCUCUUCGUUUUGGAGAGUCUAAUAAACUGUUAUUACAGUUUCUGUACUGACUUUCAAAGUUUUGAAGUCUAAAAAGACAUCUUUAAAAAUAAAAACAUGAGCACGGCCAGAACAGAGAACCCUGUUAUAAUGGGUCUAUCCAGUCAGAAUGGGCAGUUGAGAGGCCCUGUAAAACCCAGCGGGGGCCCAGGAGGUGGAGGCACACAAACUCAGCAACAGAUGAACCAGCUGAAAAAUGCCAACACAAUCAAUAAUGGCACUCAACAGCAAGCACAGACUAUGACCACCGCUAUUAAACCUGGUGAUGACUGGAAGAAGACUUUAAAACUCCCUCCAAAGGAUUUGAGAAUCAAAACUUCGGACGUGACCUCCACAAAAGGAAACGAGUUUGAAGAUUACUGUUUGAAACGGGAGUUGCUGAUGGGAAUUUUUGAAAUGGGCUGGGAAAAACCAUCUCCUAUUCAGGAGGAGAGCAUCCCCAUUGCUUUAUCUGGUAGGGAUAUCUUGGCUAGAGCGAAAAAUGGAACAGGCAAGAGCGGAGCCUACCUCAUUCCUUUACUUGAACGGCUAGACUUAAAGAAGGACAAUAUACAAGCAAUGGUGAUCGUUCCCACCCGUGAACUAGCCCUGCAGGUCAGUCAAAUCUGUAUCCAAGUCAGCAAACACAUGGGAGGUGCCAAAGUGAUGGCAACAACGGGAGGAACCAAUUUGCGAGAUGACAUAAUGAGGCUUGAUGAUACAGUGCAUGUGGUGAUAGCUACCCCUGGGAGAAUUCUCGAUCUCAUCAAGAAAGGAGUAGCAAAAGUUGAGCAUGUCCAGAUGAUAGUAUUGGAUGAGGCAAAUAAGUUGCUGUCUCAAGAUUUUGUUCAAAUAAUGGAAGACAUUAUUCUCACGCUACCUAAAAACAGACAGAUUUUGCUCUACUCAGCCACUUUCCCUUUGAGUGUACAGAAGUUCAUGAAUUCCCAUUUGCAGAAACCCUACGAGAUUAAUCUGAUGGAGGAGCUGACCUUGAAGGGAGUUACCCAGUACUAUGCCUAUGUAACUGAGCGUCAGAAAGUACACUGCCUCAAUACGCUGUUUUCCAGGCUCCAGAUCAACCAGUCGAUUAUUUUCUGCAACUCCUCUCAACGGGUUGAAUUGCUAGCUAAAAAGAUCUCCCAGCUGGGCUAUUCCUGCUUCUAUAUCCAUGCUAAAAUGAGGCAGGAGCACCGCAAUCGUGUGUUCCACGAUUUCCGAAAUGGCUUAUGCCGCAAUCUUGUUUGCACUGAUCUGUUUACCCGAGGUAUUGAUAUCCAAGCUGUGAAUGUGGUGAUAAACUUUGAUUUCCCAAAGCUGGCAGAGACUUAUCUCCAUCGUAUUGGCAGAUCAGGUCGCUUUGGUCAUCUUGGCCUGGCCAUCAACUUGAUCACCUAUGAUGAUCGAUUCAACCUGAAAAGUAUUGAGGAGCAGUUGGGAACUGAAAUUAAACCCAUACCAAGCAACAUUGACAAGAGCCUGUAUGUGGCAGAAUACCACAGUGAACCUGUAGAAGAUGAGAAACAAUAAACAUGCUUUGAUUACACAUGCCAGAAGGUGAAGCCCUUUGAUCCAGAUCUGUGACACAUCGUUUCUUUGGGGAUACCCUUCUCUUUGUGGGUUUUUCUUCGUCUUUUCAUUUCGGAACUAUGAAGACUAAAGAGCUCGGCCUUUUUUUCUUUUUAAAUUUGGCAGCAAGGAAGAAAGAAGAUAAAAAGAGGAAUGUCUUUUUGUUUUUCCACUUGUUUGCACUGUGUGCUGAUUGAACAUUAGUUGCACUAACUGCUGGUUUUAAAUUUUUUUUUUCUUUGGGUGGGAGGGGCAGCAAGGGAAGAAGAGAAACCCUGAAAAGAGAAGAAUCUUGAUGAACACGAGCUUGUCUGCUAUUUCAAAUUCUUCAACCAUCAACUGAGUGCAUUUCAACUUCUCCCUGGUUACUCAUCUGUUUUUAAGCUAAAGAGCUUGUUACUUAUUCGUGCAAAGUGCCUUAUGCUAUGAGACCAUUCAGAAUAUCACCUUUCCGACACAGCCCAAGGAAUCGACAGCCGUUUUUGGUUUCAGGUCAAAGUUCCCCUCUCUUCCCCCUCUCCUCCUCCCCAAGUACUCAAGCCCAGGGCUGGGAGGUGAAACGUAUUGGUAAUACUACUUUCUUCUUCAACUUUUUUUUUUUUUUUUUUAAUUGGAGGAGUUGAUAUGCAUCUGCAGUUCACCCACACUGUAAAUACCUGUAUUUAAAAUGAAACCAACUUAAAGUCUGGGCUGAUUAGGUGCAGCAUCAUAGCUCCAGAAGGAAAGAGUAGCCUGUCAUCCUUUGCAGGAGCCAUAAGAAAAGCCCUAUGCUCUAGCAGAACACUAAAGACUGGUUUCCAUAAGAGUCUCCAUUAGUAGUUACAGCACUUGAUAUGUAGACUUGUUUCAGAGCCAUGGCCCUCUUUCCUCUGGUGCAGUGUGUCCCAUAGAAAAUCAGAUGUGUAUAUUGUACAAACUUUGUAAAUAUGAUUUUUUUUUUCUGUUUGGGUUCAUAUAUAACUUUUUCUUUUGUGAUGAAGGUUGCUGGGGUUAAAGGGAUUAGACUGAUUAUGGGAGCAGCUAAAGAUGAGAGGGGCUCAGUUUUCUGCAACACUAAACAAUGAGAAGGGCUCUGACCUCUGUGAAGAGCAGGCCUCUACAAGUGUCCCUUGUCAGGGUGGGUUUGCUCUGGUGCUAGCAACACUGUCCUGUACUGCUCGUAUAGAAGAGAUCACUUGGGGGGCUGCAAGGCCUCAAAAUCUGUAGCUCAACCUGUUCACAGAUGCUCUUCGAUUUCCCCCCUAGAAACUUCAGGAACUUGACAAGCUCUGAAGGGGGCCAUGACCUGUGUUCCACCAUGGCAUGAGGGAAAUCCAGUGUGUGUCAGUGUUGCUGAGCAGUAUAUGCGUAAGGCGUGAAUUUGGGUUUAAGAGAGACCAUAGAAAACCAAUUUACAUGCAUAAACUGACAGUUCUGGAGCUUUGUGGGAUUGAUUGACUUCCUGCAGCAUUGUGCAUUUUCUGCCCAGAGUGGCCUCUAUACAGACUUGUGAGCAGGUAAGGGCAAACCCCUGUUAAUGUCAGAAGCUGCAGAAAGCUGCUUGCCAUCUCCUCUGUUUGGCAUGAAUUGCUGUCUGUCAUUUUGCAUUGUAUAUUGCUGAAAAGUGCUUUCUGGUCAAGUAGUGUUGCUUUAAAUUGUGCCCCUCCCAACAUGCUUGAUGUUUGGCCUGAUCUACAGGCAAAAGGAGUGAGAAAUCAAAAACCGUACUCUUUUUAAAUUCCCUUUUAGCCUGUUCACCAACACUGGCAGGAGGCACCUGGAUGAAUGCAGUCCCUUUUGCUCAGUUGUUUAUUGCAUAUACAGAUGCUGCACUCACACCAUGCUUGCUUACCUUUGAGGCAGAAAUUAAUUGUCUUAAUUUCUCCCCAUUUUGACCCUUUUUUAAAUUUGAGUAAAAUUGUUUGGAACUACAAGGCGGACUUACCCAUCCGUUUCCUUGAGGAUCAUAAAUAGAAGCCAGGUGCCUCCUGACAACAAUUUUACAAGAUGGAAAGGUUUUUGUGUUUGGGAUUUUUUUUUUUCCUUUUGUCAGCAGUGACUCCGUAAUUGUAGCAAAUGCUGCACUAGAGUACAAACUCAAGAGCUUGGUCACAGACACUCUGUGAGCCACACAGCUUACAUCUGACUGGCAGGUACUAAAUGUAAACAAUUUUGGGGUGCUUUUUGGGGGUGGGGGGUGGGAGUUUGUGGGUGGUAACUUUGACCAAAAGUAAAAUCUUGCUCUUGUACUGCAGCCAGCUUAUGAUUUUUCCAGAGAGACAGAAGAGGGAUCAUUUUAGUGCAACAAAGACAUGAAAAAUGUAAAUAAAAGUUUUGUAUCUUACCAGGGCAUGCACAUGUAACAAGAACAGGA